AUGAAGAUUACCUCCCCGCUCAUAACUCAUGCGAGAUUCAGGUGCUGUGUCAGGCUUCUGCUGCUGCCUCUCUUAUGUGUGGGAUAUUCUCGAGGAAUGCCGCACGUUUUGAGAUUCGGGGGAAUAUUUGAAUCCAUCGAAACUGGUCCAUCAGGUGCUGAGGAACUAGCCUUUAAGUUUGCUUUAAAUACAAUCAACAGAAACAGAACUCUACUGCCAAACACUACACUCACAUAUGACAUCCAAAGGAUAAACAUCCAUGACAGCUUUGAGGCCUCCAGAAAAGCCUGUGACCAACUCUCUCUGGGAGUAGCGGCCAUUUUCGGCCCCUCUCACAGCUCUUCGGCCAAUGCAGUUCAGUCCAUCUGCAAUGCACUGGGGGUGCCACACAUUCAAACCAAAUGGAAGCACCAAGUUUCAGACAACCGUGACUCAUUCUACGUCAGCCUCUACCCGGACUUCUCCUCACUCAGCAGAGCCAUUCUGGACCUGGUGCACUUCUUCAAAUGGAGGAUGGUUACUGUAGUGUACGACGACAGCACAGGUCUGAUUCGGUUACAGGAGCUCAUUAAGGCGCCCUCUCGUUACAAUAUCCGAUUAAAAAUCCGACAGCUGCCCGCGGAGACAAAAGAUGCCAAGCCGCUUCUUAAGGAGAUGAAGAGAGGAAAAGAGUUCCAUGUGAUCUUUGACUGUGGCCAUGAGAUGGCUGCUGGCAUUCUCAAACAGGCUUUAGCCAUGGGAAUGAUGACAGAGUAUUACCACUACAUUUUUACCACACUGGACCUCUUUGCACUGGAUGUGGAGCCAUACCGCUACAGCGGGGUAAAUAUGUCAGGAUUCCGCAUCCUAAACACAGAGAAUAGCCAGGUGUCGUCCAUCAUUGAAAAGUGGUCCAUGGAACGCCUGCAAGCACCCCCCAAACCUGACUCUGGCUUAUUAGAUGGAUUUAUGACGACGGACGCUGCUCUGAUGUACGAUGCAGUGCAUGUGGUGGCUGUGGCUGUUCAGCAGUCUCCUCAGAUCACGGUCAGCUCACUCCAGUGCAACCGCCACAAACCCUGGCGCUUCGGCAACCGUUUCAUGACACUCAUCAAAGAGGCCCAUUGGGACGGCUUGACCGGACGGAUAAAUUUCAACAAAACCAACGGCCUGAGGACAGAUUUCGAUCUGGAUGUGAUCAGCUUGAAGGAGGAAGGACUGGAGAAGAUUGGCACGUGGGAUCCUGUAAGUGGUCUAAACAUGACCGAACACCAGAAGGGCAAGAUGGCGAACGUCUCAGACUCUCUCACCAACAGAACACUCUACGUAUCUACAAUACUGGAGGAGCCUUACGUGAUGUUCAAGAAGUCAGACAAGCCUCUGCACGGUAACGAUCGCUUCGAGGGCUACUGCAUCGACCUGCUGCGUGAGCUGGCCAACAUCCUGGGCUUUGUCUAUGAGGUGCGACUGGUGGAAGACGGCAAGUAUGGUGCACAGGAGGAAAGCACGGGCCAGUGGAAUGGCCUGGUCCGAGAACUGAUGGACCACAAAGCUGAUCUUGCAGUGGCUCCGCUGGCCAUCACCUACGUGCGAGAGAAGGUCAUCGACUUCUCCAAGCCCUUCAUGACGCUGGGGAUAAGUAUUCUGUACCGCAAGCCCAAUGGCACCAACCCGGGGGUGUUCUCCUUCCUCAACCCUCUCUCCCCCGACAUCUGGAUGUAUAUUCUGCUGGCUUACUUGGGUGUCAGUUGUGUGCUGUUUGUCAUAGCCAGGUUUAGCCCCUACGAAUGGUAUAACCCCCACCCGUGCAACCCCGACUCGGACGUUGUGGAAAACAAUUUCACCCUGCUAAAUAGUUUCUGGUUCGGAGUUGGAGCUCUCAUGCAGCAAGGAUCUGAGCUCAUGCCCAAAGCCCUUUCCACCAGGAUAGUAGGAGGCAUCUGGUGGUUCUUCACUCUCAUCAUCAUCUCCUCCUACACGGCCAACCUGGCUGCUUUCCUCACUGUGGAAAGAAUGGAAUCUCCCAUUGAUUCAGCCGAUGACCUAGCCAAGCAGACCAAGAUUGAGUAUGGCGUGGUGGAAGAUGGCUCCACAAUGACCUUUUUCAAAAAAACAAAGAUCUCCACAUACGACAAGAUGUGGGAGUUCAUGAGCAGUCGCCGGCAUUCAGUCAUGGUGAAAAGUGUGGAGGAGGGGAUUCAGCGGGUGCUCACCUCAGAUUAUGCCUUCCUCAUGGAGUCCACCACGAUCGAGUACGUCACACAACGCAACUGCAACCUCACCCAGAUUGGAGGCCUCAUUGACUCCAAGGCAUACGGAGUUGGCACUCCUAUGGGCUCUCCAUACCGAGAUAAGAUCACCAUAGCGAUCCUGCAGCUGCAGGAGGAGGGGAAGCUGCACAUGAUGAAGGAGAAGUGGUGGAGAGGGAAUGGCUGCCCAGAAGAAGAGAGUAAAGAGGCCAGCGCCCUGGGUGUGCAGAACAUCGGAGGAAUCUUCAUCGUUCUGGCCGCCGGACUUGUCCUCUCUGUCUUUGUAGCAGUGGGGGAGUUUCUCUAUAAGUCCAAACAAAACGCACAACUUGAAAAGACAUUGCCAGCUGGAGAGCAAGCAGCUCUCCUUGAUGUAUGUCUCUGAAGACAGAGGGGCUUUGGUUCAUUUGCUCUGAUGGCCGCCAUGGUUUUCAGCAUGUCUCACCUCUACAGCCCUGUCUCACGCUCCCCUUUCCACCUCAUUCAUUCUCCCUCAGUCUUCCUGAGUGAAUGAUAUAAGUGGAGAUACAGAGAUUUGUGCUGUUUGUUGAGCGAUUUAGAAUACAAUCAGCAACAGCAGUGUGAAUGCUUAUUGUUCACGCAAUAAAUGCUCAUGCACAAUGUUUCCAUGCACUUCAUUUUUAAUUUCAGUGCUGUCUGCAGUAGCUCUCCUUUUAGUUUUAUUAUUUAAGCAUUUUCCAACUUUGUUCAAGGGAAAUAUA
Messenger RNA from Pygocentrus nattereri (red-bellied piranha), 2950 nucleotides. It is a transcript of the gene grik2, whose product is annotated as glutamate receptor, ionotropic, kainate 2. Gene Ontology annotation, molecular function: kainate selective glutamate receptor activity; transmitter-gated monoatomic ion channel activity involved in regulation of postsynaptic membrane potential. Lineage: Eukaryota; Metazoa; Chordata; Actinopteri; Characiformes; Serrasalmidae. Gene Ontology annotation, cellular component: kainate selective glutamate receptor complex; plasma membrane; postsynaptic membrane. The coding region runs from base 1 to 2613 and encodes 870 amino acids. Gene Ontology annotation, biological process: synaptic transmission, glutamatergic; modulation of chemical synaptic transmission; monoatomic ion transport. The record is from RefSeq and is a predicted model, not a curated record. The transcript has 16 exons.